This is a messenger RNA of Lizanozyma spartinae, 828 nucleotides long. RefSeq names its product mitochondrial 54S ribosomal protein mL46 (gene MRPL17). Gene Ontology annotation, cellular component: mitochondrial large ribosomal subunit. Gene Ontology annotation, molecular function: structural constituent of ribosome. The transcript has a single exon. Bases 1 to 828 code for a protein of 275 amino acids. The record is from RefSeq and is a predicted model, not a curated record. NCBI's taxonomy places the organism in Eukaryota, Fungi, Ascomycota, Pichiomycetes, Serinales, Debaryomycetaceae.
AUGAAGGGUAGGAUACUUGGGCGGAUUAGCUUGCGGGCUUAUUCCACAGAUUUGAAGCCAGUAGUAUCAUCUACGUUACUUAUAUCUCGUACCCCGAUCAUCAGUGAAGAGUUAACAGCAUUCGAAUCACAGUACUAUAAAUACAACAAUGAAUUAUGGAAGAGAUUAAUGUGGACUUUCCCCAAAUGGUAUUAUUAUAAGGAUGGGACCAUUUCCGAACAAAUGUUCAAGGAAUUGAAUCCAGCACCAGUAUUCAACAAUCCGAAUGUGGACUUUCCCAAUGGAAGACCGGAGAUUAGACAAGGAAGAGAUCGUCGGUUCAAACAAGAACUUAAGUUACCUAAAACAUAUUCCACUGAAGUCGAAAGAGCAGAUGAAACUGCUGCCGAAUCUUCAGAUAAUUUAUCCAGAAAGAUUGUUCCUAAUUCCAGAAUCACCAAAGCAGACGAAACUAAAGACUUGACUAGUUUGGAAAGAAAGUUGGCUCGUACUUUAUAUUUGGUAAUAAGUUUAGAUGGUAACAAGUGGAGUUUACCUAACUUUGAAAUGUCUAGAGAAGAGAAGGUUCCCUUGCAUAAGUUGGCUGAAACUGGCUUUCAAUCCAUUGGCGGCGAAACUGUUAAUUACUACAAUGUUUCCAAUACUCCAUGUCAUUUGCAUCACUCAGAAAAUAAGAAGGAGUACUUCAUCAAGUCACAUAUAUUAGCAGGAAAGUUUGCACCAGUUGAUAACUCUACCAAGUUUAUGUGGUUAGCAAAGGAAGAAUUACAAGAAUACUUGGAGGGUGCAUAUUAUGAAGAUGUUAAACAUUUAUUCAAUGAUGUUUAA